AUGGCAACGGACGAGCUCACGCCGCUGAUCCCCAAGGCCAAGGCCCUGCCCAGCAAAGGCCAAUGGGGCCGCGAGCGAUGGCUCCUCCGGGUGGCCCUUGACGUCGAGAAGCGCAUUCUGCUCGCCGGCUUCCUCAUCACCCUCGCCUUCAGCUACACGCAGGUCCCACUGGUCUACGUCUUUCGUCUCAUGGAGUGUGACAUCUACUACGAUAGCCACCCGCCCUACGACGGCGUGGGAGAUCGUUGCAGCAGAGACGAGAUCACCGCCGGAUCGGCGAGGCAGUUCAGUCUUCUGGGCAUGAGCACAACCCUGUGCGGAACGCUGAACCUCUUCGUCGCCGGAUGGGUCGUCAAGAGGUACGGGCCCCGGGCUGCCCUCAUGGCCCAGACGUUUGUGCCCGCCAUCCGUGUCGCGGCCCAGAUGCUCGGCGUCGUGGCUGGCAAGCGGACGGGCAUGACCAUGAUCCAAGCCACGCAGCUAAUCACCAUCCUGGGCGGGCCUGCCGGCUACAUUCUCGUCGUCAACAUCAUCGCCGGCGAAGUUGUCGAAGCGUCACGACGGACCGCCGUCUUCGGCAUGCUCCAGGGAUGCAUCAUGCUUGGUCAGGGCAUCGGCUACCUCGCGGGCGGCAUGAUCGGCGACGCCGUCAACAUCAGAGCCCCGUUCGACGUCGCCUUCCUAUCCUUCCUCUUGGCCGGCACCUACGCCUGGCUGGCUCUUCCGUACAUCCCGCCCGAGUCCAUGUCGAGCGCGAAGCGGUCGGACGAGAAAGGAGACGCCGGCUUCCUCGCACCCUUGAGGAUCCUCGUCCCGCAGCGGCUGCGGGCCGCCAACGGCAAGAUGACGAAGCACUACGGCGUCAUCUUCCUCUGCUGCGGCAUUUUCCUCGGCGUGAUGUACGCCACGGCGGCCUUUGGCUUCAACCAAGCCGACAACGGCUGGCUCAUGUCCGAGUUUGCCUUUAUGCGGAGCUUCUUUCUCCUCUUCCUGUUCCCCGCCAUCAUCGCGUGGGGGCGGACGAGGACCCUCUCGGCGUCGGCCUCGUCGUCGGCGCCACCCCGGCCCCGGGUGUCUUCGGAUGCCGACGACGGGCACGCGACCUCGGUCCUGCUGCCGACGGACCCGGCGCAGUUUGACGCGACGGCCGGCGAGCAGGCGGACGAGGAGCCGGUGCCGUUCCCGUGCCCCGACGGCGCAGCCCCCGACGGCUGCCUCUUCGACCUCGUCUUCCUGCGCUGGAGUCUGGUCGUCGACGGCGCCCUCACGACCAUCGCCGCCUUUGCGACGAAACGAUGGCACAUCUAUCUUGCCGCCUUUCUCUUGCCUUUUGGCUCCGGCUCCGCGCCGGCCGCCAAGGGCGUCAUCACGAACAUGUGUCCCGAAUCGCAGCGAGCCGACGCCCUGAACGCCGUGACGCUCGUCGAAAACGUCGCCCGGCUGUCCACGCAGGGCUUGUUCGGAUUCGUCUUUGCCGCCUUGGCCGUCGUUGGAAAGGCACACGCCACCUUCUUCUGCAACGCCGCCAUCGCCGUCGUCGCCGUCGCCGUCCUCUUCUUUUCGCGAUUUCCUCCCGUCGACAGCACCUUGGUGGACAAGGAUGAGGAGGAGCCGAAUGCGGCUGAUCAGGGCGUGACUGCGCCGUUGAACGGAAGGCCUGUUGCCGGCGAGCCAACGGCACGUUAA
This is a messenger RNA of Drechmeria coniospora, 1686 nucleotides long. RefSeq lists its product as uncharacterized. Bases 1 to 1686 code for a protein of 561 amino acids. Gene Ontology annotation, biological process: transmembrane transport. The transcript has 8 exons. Gene Ontology annotation, molecular function: transmembrane transporter activity. The record is from RefSeq and is a predicted model, not a curated record. NCBI's taxonomy places the organism in Eukaryota, Fungi, Ascomycota, Sordariomycetes, Hypocreales, Ophiocordycipitaceae. Gene Ontology annotation, cellular component: membrane.